Molecule: messenger RNA, 4448 nt
Organism: Diachasmimorpha longicaudata
Lineage: Eukaryota; Metazoa; Arthropoda; Insecta; Hymenoptera; Braconidae
Gene: Edem2
Product: ER degradation-enhancing alpha-mannosidase-like protein 3
Exons: 6
Coding region: 490-3708 (1072 amino acids)
Biological process (GO): carbohydrate metabolic process; mannose trimming involved in glycoprotein ERAD pathway; endoplasmic reticulum mannose trimming
Cellular component (GO): membrane; endoplasmic reticulum
Molecular function (GO): mannosyl-oligosaccharide 1,2-alpha-mannosidase activity; calcium ion binding
Source: RefSeq, a predicted model, not a curated record
AGUGAGGUUAUGUUCGUCGUUGGAAGUUCUUCAGAAGUGCCACGAACCCAUCACAAACGUAGUGGUGUAAAAAUCCACUUGCUCCCCUUUCAAAGAGGUUCUUCCCCCCCGAAAACAGGUUAGUUCAUCAGCUAAAUUAUCUGCAAACUCCUGGAUUUCGUAAUCUGUUUCCAAAAAUCAGAGUUAAAUUAAAAUUUUCGAUCAUAAACAGCUCUCGGGGUGUGACAAUACAGAGUGUUGAAUGAAUUAUUGUGUUGUGUCUCAAUUGGUGGACAAUAGAACCUGUAAAUAUGAUAUACUUGCGACGAGUCAAUUGACAGGAGCCACAUCAUCUGUCCUUGAUAAGAAGAGACCAUGUAAUCAGCUGUAACUGACCGAUGUUUAUACUGCACAAGGAGAAGAUAAUCCGAACGACGACGUGAUAAAUAAUGCUGAGAAUUGGAGGUAUAAAGUCUUGACAAACACUGCACGUACAAAUUGGCUUGUAAAAUGGCGAGGGAGUUAUUUCUACUGGGAGUCCUUGUGGUUGGACAUGUAGCUAGAUGUUCAUUUGGAUCAGCAAGUGAAGAUCAUGUCGAAUACAUGAGUAGAGAGGAGCGAGAAUCCCUCAAGGAAGAGACUCGUGAUAUGUUUUACCAUGCUUACAACGCUUACAUGGAUAAUGCCUAUCCCGCUGAUGAACUUAUGCCACUCAGCUGCAAGGGAAGGUACAGGGGUUCUGAACCGGACAGAGGGGAUAUCGAUUCCACUCUUGGGAACUUCUCGUUGACUCUAGUGGACACUCUAGAUACCCUGGUCGUCCUGGGAGACUUGGGAGAGUUCGAAAAUGCUGUGAAAUUAGUUAUUAAGGAUGUCAAUUUCGAUACUGACGUGAUUGUUUCAUUAUUUGAAACUAAUAUUCGUAUGCUAGGGGGUUUGCUGAGUGCUCACAUAUUAGCUGAAUAUCUCCAGACACGAGCAGACAUAAUGCCCUGGUACAGAGGUGAACUAUUGAACAUGGCCAAGGAUCUGGGCUACAAAUUUUUACCAGCAUUCAACACAACAACUGGUAUACCGUACGGUAGAAUCAAUCUGAAGCAUGGAAUGAAGGGUGUGCCAGCUGAAAUGUGCCGUGAAACUUGUACAGCAUGUGCUGGUUCAAUGAUUCUCGAAAUGGCUGCCUUGUCAAGAUUAACUGGUGAAUAUAUUUUCGAGGAGAAAGCACAAAAAGCCAUGGAUGCACUGUGGCGAGUACGGCACCGGGGCACUGACCUCAUGGGAUCUGUUCUCAAUGUUCAUUCUGGAGAUUGGGUGAGGAGGGACUCAGGAGUUGGAGCUGGAAUUGAUUCUUAUUACGAGUACUGUCUCAAAGCGUAUAUUUUAUUAGGAGAUGAAAAAUAUCUAGGACGAUUUAAUCGUCAUUAUCAAGCUAUUAUGAAGUACAUCAGCCAAGGCCCAAUGCUUCUGGAUGUUCACAUGCAUCGCCCUAACACCAAUUCCAAGAACUUUAUGGAUGCUCUUCUAGCCUUCUGGCCAGGUCUGCAGGUGCUCAAAGGUGACCUAAAACCGGCUGUAGAGACCCACGAGAUGCUCUAUCAAGUAAUGCAACGUCACAACUUCAUCCCUGAGGCCUUCACAACCGAUUUUCAGGUCCACUGGGGUCAUCAUCCCCUCCGUCCCGAGUUUCUCGAGUCAACUUACUUUCUCUAUCGAGCAACUGGCGAUCACUACUACUUGGGAGUGGGUCGUAAAGUACUCAGAAGCCUUCAAACCUAUGCUAAAGUGCCUUGUGGUUACGCAGCAGUAUCAGACGUGCGAACCAACAAGCACGACGACACAAUGGACUCCUUUGUCCUCUCAGAAACCUUCAAAUACCUCUUUCUACUAUUCACAGAGACCAAUGAUCUCGUUCUAGAUCUGGACGAGUUCAUAUUUACGACUGAAGGCCACCUGUUGCCAUUGACUCUGGCAUCAGUGCGGCCAAAUGUCUCUUCAGAGCUGGAUGUCGACACUGUUCAGGUCCAGGAAUUGGACAGAACUUGUCCAAAUAGUCUCCACUUGUUUCCAGCUUCAGUGAGACAGCCCCUCAGGAACAUGGUUGAAGACGUUUGUCCCAGGAGAAUAAUCAAAAGAAGACUGAGUGCCUUGCAAUUUCAGGCAAAUAAUCUGGAGCACUUGAAGAUCCUCAGCAACAUGGGAAUAACGAUACUGACGUCUGCUGAUGGGAGAAUACAACUGCUUCAUACAUUCUCCAAUGCUAGGACUGUUCAGGAUGCUGAGGAGGGGCUCAUGUUUAUGCAGGAAAUGGUCGAGUUGAAUAGAAGACAGACACAAGAUGAUGGAACGAGACCUCAGACGGUUACUUUAGUCAAGGCGGAUGGCAAAGAGAUGAAUCUCAUAGGGGGUCCAGCUCAGUUUGGACCCAAAUUGAGGGGGGAAAAGAAGAUUGUGGGGAAACCUGUACUUGUUGAACCUUCUCAAGCCUGUGAGGAGAUCACCAAUCCGGACAGAAUCGAGGGUAAUAUUGCCUUGGUCACCAGGGGUAAUUGCAUGUUCGUGGAGAAGGCGAGGAUUGUGCAGAAGACUGGAGCUAUUGCUGGAAUUGUUCUUGACAAUGGUGUGGGUUCGGGCGCUGGGGGUUCCUCCUUGUUCUCCAUGUCGGGGGAUGGAAGUGUUGAGGAUGAUGUCAAGAUUCCAUUCGUUUUCUUAUUUUAUGCUGAGGCUAGUGAACUUGUGAAAGCUGUCUUGGAGAGCCAGGGAGAUGUCACAGUUACGAUAGGUGACUAUUCAGGUGAUGAAAGUCAAUUGAAAUCUCCAGGGGACGAUCAAUCAGUGUUCGAGAGAUUAAAAAGUUCAGUGAAGGAAUUCUUAUCUCGACCAAUAUCUACCCAGAGCGAAGGGGUGCUACCAUCCACUUCACCCACCCCUCAACGGCCCUCCAACGACGAGCUCCUAGUUUUUCAAAAGGGUCACCUGAGGGCCGCAAUCCUGAAAGUAACUGAUAGUCAUCAGCUCGUGAACCCCAACUCCAUGGUACGAUUAUCAACAAGAUCCAGUACUCCACCACUAGUUGUCCCAGUCGAGGAGAAUUCCUCUCUCUUCCAGAGGGCGUGGCGUGAAGUUAAACAGGUUCUCGUCAAUCAGAUCCACGCGAGCACCAAGACACCCCCCAACGAGGUCAUUCCCCUCAGUCAGAUUAAAUUCUACUUCGAUUGGCUGGCAAAACAGCGAAACAACGAGGAUACAGUGACCAGUGAAGAUCUGUCAGGCUGGAUGCUUGUCAACUGGUUUCUCACUGAGCUCAGCGAUACUGCCCCCAAUCUCGACAUUCCAGACUCCAAUGAAAUACUUCCAGCAUCGAAAUCCCUAGCGAUGAGGUUGACAUCCCUCAUACUGAGGGCUAAACAAAGUGAUGAGGAGAUAGGAACACUCCUUGAAAUGAUACAGUCAUUCAAGGUCUAUGGAAGUGUGUUGGAGAAUAUUCGGGACAUUCUGAAGAAUUUGAAGGGUAAAUUCAAAAAAGCCUCGAUGCACAAUGAGGAGAAGAUGGUGCCCAAAGCAUUCAUUGAGAAAUUAAUAUCUGAGACUACAAAUCAGAAGGAUGGAGAUCAAUUCAUUCCUGAGGAUAUGAAAAGUGAAGAAGAUGGGAUCGUCGAGGCUGUUGAGGUUGCGGAUGAAGGGGUAAGUUCUGAUGAUACUGAGGAGAGCAAUGCUAAGGAGGAACUUUAAUGCCUGGGGAGAGGAGAAUAGAAAUUCAACGUUUUUGUGAGGUAUUUUGUAGAAAGAGAUGGUCAAUAACUAUCAUUAUUAGUUAUGACUUGAUUAUAAAUUCUGAUUUUUACAAUUAUGUAAAUGCAUUUUUGUUUUUCAUCUGUAUUUUGCUGGUUUAUAGAUAGGAAAAUUGUGGAAUUGUACAGAGAGAAUUUUGAAUUCAAUCAGUGUAAAUAACAAUGUUUAUUGAAUAUGUGAAACUGAUAAAUCAUUGCCAUUAAACUACGACUGUCGACGUAAUUAUAGCUCGUAUAUUUUUUUAUUUGCAGAGAAAAUGGUCUGUAAAUAAUUGAAAAUAAUCAUCUUGUCUACCAUUGGAUAAUUAAAUGACAUGAAGAGAUAUUUAAUUAUUUAUAAAACUUGAGUAUCUCUUUGUUCCAUAUAAUUGUAAUAUUCACGUGUACAAAAUGAGUAGAAAUUUAGGAUAAUUGUCGCAGAUCGAGUGGAUGUCAAGUGUAAAAUGGUCAGUUUUCAGUUUUGAAUGCAUACACGAUUCAUUGUUAGAGUGAUUUCGAUGUAUAUUGCCGUUAUUGUUUAUGUAAUAUGCAUUUACUUCAGAUGCAUACCUUGUGAUUGUAAUAUAAAUAGAAUGUAUUAUAACAGAUACUCAAAAUUUACAAAUGAAAGUUGAGUGUAAUUUUUGGUAUGGGAUAAGGAAUUGUCUGGUGAUCUGGAAAUAAAGUUUCUGUUACAAAAUA